UCCCCGCGGGUUCUCGUUGGAGGCCGCUGCUGUGGUAACGCGGAGGUUUGGGGCGCGGCGCGGGCGGCCCGCGGCGGGGCUGGGGCCGAGCCCUGGAUCAGCGCGAGGGCACAGCCAUAACCUGCUUAACGCAGGCGGAGCGGGGGUUAGCUGCCCCGUUCCAGCUUUGACCGCUGUCAGCUGUGUGCUGCUGCCGCGCGGGGAGUUCCCGGGAGCAUCCUGUGGAAGCAGCGCUGUCAGGAAGCGCCUCUGCAGCCGCGUGCUCUAGCUGCUGAGACCGCAGCGUUAGCAUCGAGCUGCUUUGCUCCCUUGUUAACCUUAGCCUUUUUAAGAAGGAGUGGUACUGAGCAAACGUCUGAACGAGUCUAGGGUUGUGCUUUAAGAAAACUGACAAAUAGCUGCCAGGAUGUUUCUCCGAUUACUGUCAGAUGUCCGGUGGCGGGCAGCUAACCCGAGAUGGAGAAGAAUGACGUGCUCCCGGCGAAGUACCUCAAGUACAGCAGAACCUCAUCCAAUUUCCUUGCCAGCACAGGCGCAGGUUGUCAUCUGUGGUGGUGGAAUCAUGGGCACAUCAGUGGCAUAUCACCUUUCCAAGCUGGGUUGGAAGGAUAUAGUCUUACUUGAGCAGGGCAGAUUGGCUGCUGGGACUACGCGAUUUUGUGCUGGCAUUGUGAGCACAGCCAGGCCGGUGGCCAUAGAGCUCAAGAUGGCAGACUACUCCAACAAGCUGUAUCAGCAGCUGGAACAAGAGACAGGAAUAAAAACAGGGUACAUGAAGACAGGCUCUAUUUCACUGGCUCAGACUCAGGAUCGACUAAUCUCUCUGAAACGCAUUGCUUCAUCGCUGAAUGUAAUGGGAAUACCUUGCGAAAUUAUCACCCCGAAGCAAGUGGCACAGUUCCACCCACUUAUCAACAUUCAUGACCUUGUGGGGGCCAUGUAUGUGCCAGGAGAUGCACUUGUGUCAUCUGCCGAUGUGAGUCUGGCUCUGGCAACUGCUGCCUCGUGGAAUGGUGUCCAGAUUCAUGAACGGACGAGUGUCAGUCAUGUCUUGGUCCAGAAGGGUCGUGUGACCGGAGUUGAGACUGACAGAGGACAUAUUUCCUGCCAAUACUUUGUCAACUGUGCUGGCCAGUGGGCCUAUGAGCUGGGCCUCUCUGGGGAGGAACAUGUCAGUAUCCCAGUCCAUGCCUGUGAACACUUCUACCUCCUGACAUAUCCUUUAAAGGAACCUCUAGCAAGCAGCAUACCAACUAUUAUAGACCCGGAUGGCAGGAUCUACAUACGCAACUGGCAAGGUGGCAUCCUCUCAGGAGGCUUUGAGAAAAACCCCAAACCUCUCUUCACAGAGGGACGGAACCAGCUGGAGAUUCAGAACCUCCAGGAAGACUGGGAUCAUUUUGAGCCACUUCUGAGUGCCCUUCUGCGCAGGAUGCCAGGUUUGGAGGCUUUGCAGAUCAUGCAGUUAGUGAAUUGCCCAGAAACCUUCACACCAGAUAUGCGGUGCAUCAUGGGAGAGUCGCCCACUGUGCGGGGCUACUUCGUUCUGACUGGAAUGAACUCAGCUGGUAUCUCAUAUGGUGGGGGAGCAGGCAAGUUCCUGGCAGAGUGGAUGGUAAAUGGUUAUCCAUCAGAAAAUGUUUGGCCUCUGGAUUUGAAACGUUUUGGUACUCUUCAGAGUAGUCGCACGUUCCUCCGUCACCGUGUGAUGGAAGUAAUGCCUCUCAUUUGUGAUCUGAAAGUUCCCCGUUGGGACUUCCAGACUGGCAGGCAGCUGCGCACUUCACCGUUAUAUGACCGUCUGGAUGCACAGGGAGCUAGAUGGAUGGAGAAACAUGGAUUUGAGAGAGUCAAGUAUUUUGUCCCACCUGGGAAAGAUCUACUGGAUUUGGAUCAGAGCAAAACCUUUUACAAACCAGAUUGGUUUGAUAUUGUGGGUUCAGAAGUCAAGUGCUGUAAGGAAGCAGUUUGUGUCAUUGACAUGUCAUCUUUUACUAAGUUUGAAAUAAGCUCCACAGGAGACCAGGCACUGGAGAGUCUGCAGUAUCUCUUCUCAAAUGACCUGGAUGUGCCAGUUGGGCAUGUUGUGCAUACAGGCAUGCUUAACGAGAAAGGAGGUUAUGAGAACGAUUGCAGCAUAGCACGGCUGAACAAACGCAGUUUCUUCAUGAUUUCCCCUACUGACCAACAAGUCCAUUGCUGGUCCUGGUUGAAGAAUCGCUUGCCCAACGACAGCAACCUGACCAUGGAAGAUGUGACCUGGAAGUACACGGCUCUCAAUCUGAUCGGCCCUCGUGCUGUGGAUGUCUUGUCAGAGUUGUCAUAUGCCCCAAUAACUCCAGAACACUUUCCCUCUCUCUUUUGCAAGGAGAUGAGUGUGGGCUAUGCUAAUGGAAUCCGCGUGAUGAGUAUCACUCACACAGGAGAGCCUGGAUUCAUGCUGUAUAUCCCUAUAGAGUACGCCCUUCACGUGUACAAUGAGGUGAUGAACAUGGGACAGAAGUAUGGGAUUCGGAAUGCCGGUUAUUAUGCGCUCCGCAGCCUUCGCAUCGAGAAGUUCUUUGCGUUCUGGGGCCAGGAUCUGGAUGCCUUCACCACUCCCAUGGAGUGUGGACGUGAGUUCCAGGUCAAGCUGGAAAAGGACAUGGAGUUCAUUGGCCAGGAAGCAUUGUUAGAGCAGAAGCAGAAUGGUGUGUACAAGCGCUUUACCAUGUUCAUUCUUGAGGACCAUGACACAGAUAUGGACCUCUGGCCCUGGUGGGGGGAGCCCAUUUUCCGCAACGGCCGCUACGUGGGCAAGACCACCAGCAGUGCCUACAGCUACACUCUGGAGCGCCAUGUCUGCCUUGGCUUUGUGCAGCACUUCGAUGAGAAGACAGGAGAAGAGCUGGUGGUGACAACUGACUUCAUCAACCAUGGCGAGUACGAGAUCGACAUUGCUGGACAGCGCUUCCAGGCCAAAGCCAAGCUCUACCCCUUCAGCUCCCUCUUUACGCACCGUCGCCGCAAGGAUGAGAUGGAACUGAGUGGCUACCAGGGGGAGUAAUGCUGACUCGACCCACUCCUUUUCCCAAGCUGGAGUCUUCUGCCAUCAUCUUUCAAUUCCUCUCCUCAUCCCAUAUUUCUUUCAUCUCCUUUUUUGUCUUGCAAUUUUUAAACUUUUCCAGUGUGUUACAUUUUGUACAUUUUAGAACUUUUAAUUUUUAAGCUUUCUCAGCCCUUUGCCCUGUCUCCCUCCUUCAGCCCUUCGCUUGCCAGGCUCCCCCGUGCCCCAGUGGAUGAAGGGCAGUGUUGAGCAUGCACCCAGAAGUCUACGGGAGCAUACAGUGGGAAGCCUGCGUAGGAGUGAACACCAGAGGCCCUAGCCUUACGGUGAUGGGAAGGGUUCAGGUGAACGCCUGAGGACUGUGCCCUUUCUGUCUCCUCUCUGGUGGAAGGCACGGAACAGCAGGCAUUUGCGGCCUGUAGUUCGGGUUUCCUGUCCCCUUGGCUGAACUCUGUGUGACUUCGCCUUGCUCUCCACAUACCACUUUGUAGAGGGGUCAGUGCAUUGACACACACAGCAAUAGAACGAUCAGCUACCUCACUGGCACGAGACAUAGCGUUGUGUGAGCAGCAGCAAAGAGACAGGUCUUGGUACGUUCCAGCCCACCGUUUUUUCGCUAACAGGGAGUCAAAUAGCGUUAAUCAUCAGAUCAUUGAGGUGACAGUAGUGCUGGUAAGUUUUCUUGUUGUUACAGUUCAGAUUGGUUUUUUUUUGUGUGGAGUCACUGAAACUGAAUGGCUUUCUAUAAACAUAAUUGAAGAUCAGCAUACGUGUUUUACUUCUAUAAGGGGAUGGGAUUUCUGGAGUUUUUAUUAGCAGAAAAACUUAUUUCUAACAAGGACAGAUGUUAGUCUUCAAUGUUAAUCGCGCUGUGGAAACGCCGUUUCUGUUUCAGCUGCACGGUGUACAGUCUCUUUGUGGAUUCUCUUUCACGGUCUUGUGUUUAUGUGACUCGGUCAAGCCCGUCUGGCAAGGUUCAUGCAGCAAACGCACGUUUCAUAUAAAACUUGUGUUAGUUUGGGGAACUUGAGCAGCAGGAGGGAACAACAUCUUGUGUUUUCAGCUGACAGUGGCUGUUUUGAAAUUAGAGCAAGAGACCCAGCAUUUGUCUCGCCUGUGGCAAGAAACACUGUGCUUUUUCUGGGGAUGAGAGAGCAUCUCAGUAACUUCUGCAGGACUUGAGGAAAUUGUCCCCUGUUUCUCCCCUCAAAUCUGUCACACUUCUUAUUUCUCUGUCUUGGUAAUACCUCACCUGAAUGGAGUAAGUUUAUGUGCCAGGCCCCGCGUAUAGAAGCAGGAUUUUAAAUUGCUUUUCUUCAGCAAAGCUCUUUGCCAUCAGGCUCACAGAGAUGCUUCAGACUGUACAGUUGGUAUUCACCCCUUCUCCAAGUGUCAAAAUAUGCCCUGAUUGAAACACUGAUGACAAAUGGCAAAGAAGUGGUGGGGGAGAAGCCAAAUUGUAUUGCACAGAUUUACCUCUCUUUUUUUCUUUUCCCUGUGAGUGCAAUCAAAAGCAAAGAUUGUCUUUAUUUACUUGAAAGAGAUCUUUUGAACAUUUUUCCCUGCCUCUGGCACCUGCUUAUUCUUCAGGCUUUCUCCUCCUGUCAUAGCUAACAUCUUUCUGACUAGAGUUCAACCUUGCACUGAUGUCUGCCCCGUCAGCUACAUGAGCUCUUUCCUCUGUGAUCUAGGGCCUUUUGGGGGCAUUUCCUUUUCCACUGAAUGGGUGAGCAUCAGUAAGGUAAAUGUGAGCAGACCCGUGCCCAAGACAUUGCCAGAUUCUUGUUGUAUAAAGUUAGUUUUCUACUGUUUUAGUUGCUUCAGAUUAUGCUUUGAGUUGAGUCUUUGAUCUGCCAGUAUGCCGUGCUUAUGAGCUAGAUGUUCUCAGCAUACCAAGGGGGUUGGAUGGCUUUAAAGGCAGAAGAGGUGAAAGUCCAAAACCUUUGCGCAUUGCAAUAGGUUGUCAGAGCAAGCUCCCCAUGCAGCCUGAUACAGAAGCUGUGAAACCUAGGAAUGGAGAACUGGGAAGGGGGCGUAAGAUGAAGAGAGAAUUAAGGAUUCAAGCAUGUGGUGACAGGAGAUGUAAUAUGUUGACCAUGGAUGUCACCUCUUUGAGCAUGCUCUCUUUUGUAAAUAGUGGAUUCCUGUGUAGUGUGUGUCAUCUUUAAGGAUUUCAAAGUUGUUUUUGAACUGAUUUGUAAAAAUUCCCCUGCCUUUGAAAUGCAGUGACUAUAGCAGGAUAAGCUGGUUGAGAUCUCACGGGAAAGGGGCGACCACGUGACCAUGGAAGGUGGAGAUGCAGCUUGAUUGCCGUUUCUUCCAAAUUUCUCUGUUACUGCUGUCUGAAUUGAAUUUUUGCCUGGCAUAUCAGGAUUAAUGCCCUGUUUAAACUAAAGCCUCAUAAGGCAUCUAAGAGCAAGUUAAAAUCCAGAAUUAAUUUUUUCCUCUCCUUCCUGUUAGAUGUUAUAAUCCCACUAUUUCCAUCCUGGGUAUGUGUACCAAAGAGGGCCUCUGCUCUACCAGCAAGUGAUGUGGGAAUGAUGCACGAGGUCUCUCAAAAAUACUCGUCGAUUCUCUCCUUUCUCUGCUUGUUACAUGGGACAGUGCUGUGCCUUCCUUACCAGGGAAAGAGGUGAUAGACCAAAGAAAGAGUUUUAUACUCUUUUAGGAUGUAUCUUAGAACAGCCCUUCAGAUUAGAGUUUAUUGGUCAUUUUUUGUCACUGGUGAGGCAUGGUAGUUCUUCGGGAGAAAACAAAGCGUAUAUCUGAGGUGGACUAACCUACUUAAUGCAGCUACUGGAGAGAAAUCUUAGCUUAAACUGUUCAGUUUGUUCUCUGGAGGGUUAUGACUAGUUAAGACAAAACCGAGAAGUUAGCAGCAUGUUGUCCCAUAACAACCAUCCGUUCUUGAAGUACCUUUUAAAACUCCUUGUUUUUCCUAAUUUAUGGGUGCCUAUUAGUUCUUCGCAUAACUCAUGUAAUGUUACAUCCCUCCCUAAGCUGUCGUAUUUUGUCGAUUCCUUGAGUGGGUGCUGAGGGUCUUGAGUAAAAUCUGGAUUAGAGAAGGACUUUAUUGUUUGUAUUUAAUGAUCUGAGGAUAAAAUUAAAGCCAUCUAUUUAGGAAUGAUGUUUUCUGUUUCAGGAAGGUGUAUUACAGUGAUUCUCGCAUCUAACUUUGCCAGACUUAGUUUCUUCAUGUUUUCUCUGUGCCGACUCCCAGUGUGCAGAUUUUAUAUGCCUUAGGGUGCAGUUUCCUUUUUUUAUUUUGUGGCAAGGGGGGAAGGUUAUGCAAUACUUCCACUUCAUCUCAAAGUCUUAGCGCAAGCUUGGAUUCCUCCUUCCCACUGUAGCGUUCAAGCUGUCUUAGCCCUCGUUGCUUUUCCUGUAACACCUAAUUGCAGCCAUCACUGCUGUAAAUCCUCUUGUGAGCAAGGUUCCCCUCUUCAUUCUACCUAGCGCUUCAUCAUCUGAGCCAGGUGUGCUCUAAAUCUGUCUCUCUGUGUCAAGUUGAAGCUCUUCAGCUUUUGGAUGCUGCAGACACCAGUGUCCUGACUCCCAUGUGGAUUUGUGGCUGCUGUCACCUGUUCCAGCAGCCCCUGCUCCGAGCUGCUUUACCCUGCAAACCUCUUCCCCGGUGCCUGCAGAACUCAUUGUGUGGGAAACUGGACUGAGACCUGGUCGAGGUGAAAAGUUACCUGGGAAUUCUUUUAAUCAUAUCAGUUGCUUGGUUCAGUCCACCAUGCAGCCUCUCCAGCUGUGCAGGCACAACAAAAGAGGCAUCUCGGGUGCCAAAAAGAGAUCUUUUUAACAGCCUCAACGUUUUCCUUCUGUUCCCUUCCCCUCCUGUGGUAUAGGCCGUGCUUCCGUUGUUCAGCCCUUCCUUCUCCUGUGCUGGUGUUUCCCUGCUGUCCUCAACGCCUUUCUGAUGUCCUUCCUCUGCCAGCUGAGCACAUUGAUUCCUUUUGCCUCUCUGAGAGCAGGGCACCGCCAAGUAGAAGCAGGCAGGGGGAUGGAAACCAGAUGAGGUGAGAUGGAAGGAGAGGUAUGAUUGCAGUUGCAUCCUUUGUCCAUUGCUCAUCCUCAACCACUUAAGACCAGUCUUGGAGAGAUUACCAGCCACGAUUUCCAGCUCAGGGAGCAUGUUUCUCUGCAAGGCCCUGCAGUCUUAGUGCUGGACGCACACUGAGCGAUAGCUAUGACUACAGACAGAAUGAGGACAGUGUUAUCUAGGAAAUAAGAAUGGCAGUGGUGCUUGUUUUCCAGCUUAAGUUUCCCUCUAUCGCUUUUCAUUCAGAUGAAAGUAAUCAUGCCAAACUGGAGGUAGUGGUGAGUUUGUGCAGUAGAUUGCUUGAAAGCACUUGUCUCUGGCACAUUCUUGCAAGUAGUGUCUUAACUGCAAAGGUACAACAUCGACAGUUGCGUAGCCUUCACCUUCCAUCCCACUUUAACCAAAAUGUCUGCUUUUUGUGAAGAAAUCUGCAAACAAGGUAGUGUCCGUGUUUGAAAAAGAAAGUUGCUUGCAAACACGUAAGUCUGUCUUAUUUUAAAACAGAAUGCUUAGCCACUGGUAAAGUUGAGCAAAAAGUUCACAAUCUUCAGAUUUGUCCUAGCACGUGAUUUUAUUAUAGUAGCUGGUCAGGUUAAUUUUAGACCAGUUUGGGAUGUAUUUCUGUUUUAAACUACCUUUUCCUUAAGCUAUUGCUAAGGUUUAAAGAAAAAAACAAAACAAAACAUGGAGGUAGGGAGCAGGGCUGGGGAGGAGGGGGUGAAUGUCAUCAGAACACUUCAAGAUGUCUCUAAAAGGCAUUUGGAAAUUUUCCUUGCACUUUAAACUUUUCUUAAACAUUGUAAUUGUAGUGUGCUUAUAAUCCUCAGCAAGACUAGUCUUUGCAUUUGAGGGAGGAAGAACUUUAAAUAUUUGUAAAUACCUUAAAGCUUAGGUUAGGUUAGGUUGUGCACUGAUCGUGUGUGCCAUUUGAUUUCUUACUGAAGGUCUGUAUUUUGAACGUACAGAGCAGAUACAAAUGUCAGCGGAUAUUUUUGAGGAAACACUGGGGAGAGUGGAAGCUAAUUUUCUAGUACAUUGCUCAUCUGCAGAUUGGAAUUUGUCUUGACCUGAAAUAAAUCAGUUGGGAGACCCUGUUUAAAUGCACCAUUUCUGUCCUGUGCAGCUGUUUGUGUUGACACGUUCCCUUUUUUCCAGAAAUGUAUUUAUUCAGUAUAUUGCUCAUGCCGUAAUGGGUUUUAUUCUUUGUUUAAAGGAAGAAGCCCUGGUUGGUUUAGAAUCUGAGUAUCUCCUUGCAUUUAAGGAAACAAAAUUCUCUGCUUGAAUGCUUUCUUUAGCUAACAUUUGCAGACCUGAGUCAGGAUAUGUGGGAGCUAAGGCUUUUUCAGCAGUGGGGAUCUUUUUGUGUUGCCCUUGGUGUUUGUUCAGAUGACUCUGAGGCUUCUUAUCUCCUGUUUGUUUUAAAGCUCUUUUGUAUGGCUAAUGUCAGGUUUGCUUCUGAGUGACAGUAUAAAACAUACCACUUCUUUGCGGGUGUGACAAGCUCAGCUUUGUUCCAGAAGUGUCGCCUAUUCAAAAUAAGGUAUCUUCAGGAAGAGGAGUGGGCAAUUGUAAUGAAAGAGGCACUUGAGAAAGGUGUUCACAUUCACAUGUAUUAAUUUGUUCGCACUGAUAACAGUUGAUCUUCCCACACAAAUGCUUGAUGGCUGCUUCUGCGACAAGUUUAGUAGUUACUCGGAGUUGUCACUAGUGAAUGAUUUCAUUUUGUGUCUACAAAGGAAAAUCCUAAACUUUAGCCUUUCUCUGUGGCACGGUUGGGAUUUCUUCCAUGCUACAAAUAGUUUUCCCUACAUAAGGCCCAAGUCUGGCUUUCCCAGAGUAGGACAAGUUACAGUUAUACCUUUGUAUCUACAGCAGCAGGGUAAUCUGAGAAAGAUUAAUUUCCCUGAAGUCGUUAACUGAUUCUUUUGCAUCUCUCGUGGUCAGAAUUAUAGCAGAGUGGGUACUUGAUCAUAUAGGAUCUUCUGCAAGACACAUGCCGUGAGCUGCACUGGGGGAAGCAAGCGUGCUUCUGUUACUGAGCGUGCUGCCUCCCGGUCAGCUGAGUGACGGUAACAUUUUGUGGCUCUUUGCUAACAGUUUGGGAAAAGCCCUUUUAGCAAGAUGUGGCCCAGAUCAGUUCCUUGCUGCUCUUGAUAAGACAAUGCGCUUGCUUUUGCCACUUUCUGUUCUAUUCCUGGCUGUGCAUGUGUGACAGCUCCCACUGCCACCGACGCUGGUUUUAGAGGAGACCCGAGUUAGGUGGGAGAAGUGCUUCCCGUUCUUUGACAGAUGUCCAGUGCAGGAUGUUGGUCUGCUGAGCAGAGACUGCCAUCUUGCGAACGGCAUGCAGUACUGGACAUCCCUUCUCAGCUGAUACUUUAUUUGAGUAUCAGAUGCACCUUCAUUUUGUUUGCCCAAAGUCCCUUCAUGCUUUUAGCAGUCUCCUGAGAACCGAUGUUAAAGGGCUGGGAGGACUUCUGAAAUAUUCUACAGCCUAAACUUGAAGAACAAAUGUAGUUUGAACCUGUGAAAAUAUUUUCUAGUGCCUUAUGCUUGUGAAUGUUGUGCAAUUGAUGUAACUGAGAUGGGACAGAGCAAGGAACAACUUCAGUAACAUGAUUCCCCAUCCACUACAAACAUCUCCCUCUCCCCUUGCAGGGUCUCAGCAAGCAAACACCAACAGAUCAUUUUGAGCAGUACAGUGAUGGUUUUUAAACUGUUUGAACUUUGGGAUUGAAGAAAUGUUAAAGUGUACAAUAUUGUGCCGCGUAGUCUGCCCUUGUGAGGAGCAGUAGCCUUACUUCUGUUGAGGGGUUUAUGGAGAGACAGAAGCUGCUGUGAUUUUUGGGAGGGGACAUGGACAAUUGUUCCCAAGCGCACAAAUAAGGGUGAGCUUGCUGCUGUCCACUGAGGCCAUGUUAUUAUGUAUGCUGUAUUUAUAUCAUGCUUUAUUUCAUUUAAUAUUUUUGGUUGGCUUCAAUGUUGCUAGGUUUGUAUAUUAAUAAAGAGGCAUUUUAACUACUCUU
Messenger RNA from Dromaius novaehollandiae (emu), 10120 nucleotides. RefSeq names its product pyruvate dehydrogenase phosphatase regulatory subunit (gene PDPR). Gene Ontology annotation, cellular component: cytoplasm; mitochondrial matrix; mitochondrion. NCBI's taxonomy places the organism in Eukaryota, Metazoa, Chordata, Aves, Casuariiformes, Dromaiidae. The record is from RefSeq and is a predicted model, not a curated record. The transcript is spliced from 18 exons. Gene Ontology annotation, molecular function: protein binding; oxidoreductase activity. Bases 407 to 3046 code for a protein of 879 amino acids.